AUGUGUCGCAGAGUCAGCGACGGCAAGAGUGACCAGUGGUUUACGGUCCUCCCAGAAUCCGACCUCUUCGUUUUGCAGUCCGUCAGCUGCAUACCUGACUUCAUAGGGUUGAGCCACGACUCGCUUUUCUCCUCAGACGACCGGAAGCAUGUGCUCGUACAUGCUGAAAACUCCGCAAACGUAUUCGAUCCUACAUGGAACGUUGAGGAGCUCCGCCAGUACGAAAGAGAUAUAGAAUGGGAUCCUUCACACGAUCCAAUCAAAUACCCUCCCAGAAACCUAUCAUCAACUGCGCAUUCGAAGGACCGCUUUGACGUGUACGAUUCGUUAUUACAGGCCUCAAUGAAUCUGAUCGCCAGGGGAGGUUCAAAGCUGUGGCUUAUUGACAGCCGCCUACGCCGAAAGCAAACCGUUAUAUCAAGCGAUACGAUGCCAAUACUCGGAAGCUGGACGUAUUCCGGCCAAGGCCAGAAGAUGUUUAGGGGGAACGGAUGCAAGUUCUAUGCGAUCUCGGACUAUGACACCUUGGAGGUCUGUGGAGACGAUGGGGAUGGGUACGAGAUUGCCGCGCAGGUUUGCCUCUUUGUUGAGGAGCUGGCUUUUGUGGCAAAAUUUCAGCAUGCAUUGCUUCGUGGUAUCGAUCCCAGCGAUAGAUAUUUGGAACAACUUGGUAUUCUAGUCAGGGAGCGAGACUGGAUUGGAGGCCAAAUAGCUAUCCUGUCUGAUCAACAACAGGACACAAAGGACAUUAUCACAGACGGAAGUUUCAAAGGUAUAAUUAUAGACGAUGGGCGUCAUAGAAAAACUAAUAUCUCCCACCUUGCCAUAUGUGACAUGAACAACGAUAGACUCAGCAUAAUUAAGCACGAGAUCUGGGAUCUUCCACAGCAUGAGUUGCGGCACCCGACUGUCCGAGUUUCCAGCUAUAUUGAGAUUCGCGAGGUGGGGGUUUCUAUCUCUGUCUUAUUCAAUUUCUGCUCACUUGAAUUUCAAAAAUCUCACCGGAGGCAAGAAAUGAUUGAUUCGUUCGCUGAACUGGAGCAUUGUGAUGUUGUUGUGAUCUACUACUUUAUGACUGAUAUUGCCAUCCGAGUUAAGGUCCAAAGGUUAAUGAUUUUAGUGGCUAUUCGGUGCAGGAAACACACCCCAAAUGUGGAAAAGCUAGCCGUUUCUCUCAGGGUUGCUCCGUCUGGCAUUCAACAGAUCAUCAAUCCAAUUUUUAUUUUCCCUAGUACGCUCCAACCUACUCGCCUGUAA
This is a messenger RNA of Colletotrichum godetiae, 1257 nucleotides long. RefSeq lists its product as uncharacterized. The coding region runs from base 1 to 1257 and encodes 418 amino acids. The transcript has 4 exons. Lineage: Eukaryota; Fungi; Ascomycota; Sordariomycetes; Glomerellales; Glomerellaceae. The record is from RefSeq and is a predicted model, not a curated record.